Molecule: messenger RNA, 1031 nt
Organism: Schistosoma rodhaini
Lineage: Eukaryota; Metazoa; Platyhelminthes; Trematoda; Strigeidida; Schistosomatidae
Source: the annotation of a GenBank genome assembly
UCCUCAACCAUUUGAACCAUUUGAACUUGUUUGUAGACGCUCGCGACAAAGAUAUUGGAUAUUGAAUUGACCUCAAGGAAUUAACACAAUUUCAACUUCUGGCCUUGAGGAUGACGUUAUAUUCAAUCAUUCUGCCCACCUACAAUGAGAAAGAAAAUCUCCCGAUUAUUACGUGGAUCAUUGAUAAGGUUAUGAAUAAAAGUGGCUUUCCCUACGAACUAAUAAUCGUUGACGACAACAGUCCAGAUGGGACAGGUGAAGUUGCUAAAAAGUUACAAUCUAUUUUUGGAGAAAAUAAAAUAAUUCUUAAACCAAGAAGUGGAAAAUUAGGACUAGGCUCAGCUUACUUGCAUGGUUUGAAGUUUGCAAAAGGUGAUUUCAUCAUCAUUAUGGACGCGGAUUUAUCGCACCAUCCAAAGUUUAUUCCUGAGUUCAUUAAAUUACAAAAGCAACAUGAUUACGAUGUUGUUACUGGGACGCGAUAUGCAUCUAACGGAGGUGUAAGUGGCUGGGAUUUGAAGCGUAAACUUAUCAGCCGUACGGCAAAUUACAUAGCUCAAGUAUUACUACGACCGAAAGCAUCCGAUUUAACUGGAAGUUUUAGACUAUACAAAAAAGCGGUUCUACAAGAUUUAGUUUCACGUUGUACUUCACGUGGUUAUGUUUUUCAAAUGGAAAUGAUAGUAUUAGCUUCUUCACUUGGUUACAAAAUCGGUGAGGUUGGGAUUACAUUUGUAGAUCGAUUUUAUGGAGAGUCAAAACUUGGUGGAACAGAAAUUAUUCAAUAUAUAAUGGGAUUAUUACAUCUUUUCUGUACUUGUUAAUUUUCUUCUUUGUUUUUUUUUGGAAAAAAAUAAACAUAGUUAAUUAUAAUUCUAUUGUUCGAACUCGGUUUAUAUAAUAAAAUAUUUUUUAAGGCUUCAUUGCAAAUCUAUGCUAAAUACUUUUGUAUAUAGCUAAUGAAUUUACCCAAAGUUCAAAUUCAUUCACAAUGAAUAUACCCAAAGUUCAAAUUCAUUCACAAUGAAUAU